CUUUGAUUCAAGUAUGAGCUGCACCAAUUCCUAAUUUUGUGUUUGGGGGCAAUAAAAUAAUUUAAACCAACCCUCAGUUUCCUCAUCUAUAAAAUAGGAAUAUUAGUACCUGCCUCUUGAUGACUGAAAGAAAUAAUUGUGACCUGGGUCACGUGCCCCUCUGUGAUGGGGGGAGGAGUGUGCUGGCCAGCAGCCAUGCAGUCUUUGGGACCAGAGCCCCACACACCUUUGGAGCCAGACUGCAAAGCUGCUUCCUGCGUGGCCCACAGGGAGAUGAGUCUCCACCAUCAAGGGAUCCAGGGCCACUUCCAAGGUUGUUUUAUUCUGAGAAGGUCAUUUAUAAGGACCAUGCUCUUCCUAGCCCCAGCUGGAGCAAGGACAUGAGCCUCCUCUUUGACCAGCUCCUGAGGAAAGGUGCAGACAGCUCCUGGAAACAUUUGCCUUCACAUACAAAUGUAAAACUACUGGAAAGAUCAAAGACUUCAAAACCUUUUUUUCCUCACACAAAGCCUAUAAAAGAACAAAUGUCACAGACCCCACUCUUUCCCAGAAGUUUUGAGGAAGGCCUGAGCUUUGAAUAUGCAAUGUUUCAUAAUCAUGCUGAAGAAAAGAUAUUUGCAUAUUUCAGUGAGAUACUUACUUGCAAGGAGCACGUAGAUUCCUUCGUGGAGGUGCAUUGCCACCAUGAUUACUGCUGCUGUUGGUAUGUCUGCAGUUAGAGCCGGGGGAAUUGCCCUGGCUGCCAAUCUCAACAUCAGCUUUAUUAUAUUUUUUAAGUUUUAUUUAUUUAUUUUGAGAGAGCUAGUAAGCAGGGGAGGGGCAGAGA
Molecule: messenger RNA, 826 nt
Organism: Leopardus geoffroyi (Geoffroy's cat)
Lineage: Eukaryota; Metazoa; Chordata; Mammalia; Carnivora; Felidae
Product: acyl-coenzyme A thioesterase THEM4-like
Exons: 1
Coding region: 120-719 (199 amino acids)
Source: RefSeq, a predicted model, not a curated record